Molecule: messenger RNA, 2856 nt
Organism: Pteropus alecto (black flying fox)
Lineage: Eukaryota; Metazoa; Chordata; Mammalia; Chiroptera; Pteropodidae
Gene: ADGRF3
Product: adhesion G protein-coupled receptor F3
Exons: 13
Coding region: 1-2856 (951 amino acids)
Biological process (GO): G protein-coupled receptor signaling pathway; cell surface receptor signaling pathway
Cellular component (GO): membrane
Molecular function (GO): G protein-coupled receptor activity
Source: RefSeq, a predicted model, not a curated record
AUGGUCUGUUGGGCUGCCCCCGUACUACUCCUGGCCGUGACUGUCUCCUUGGUGGGGUCACCAGUUGCCCAAGCAUCCCAAUCUGGACCUAGUCAGGCCCAAGGGGGAUCUGGGCAGCAACUGGACCCAGAGAGCGGAGCAGGUGAAUCAGUCCUGGUCUCUGUCUAUGUACAGCUGGAUUUUUCAAAUGAGACCUGGCCAAUGGCACUCUCCAGAGCCUUGACUCUGCCGCAGGCCUUGGCUUCCGCUUCACCUAGAACUCUCACUGGCCUCAGCCUCACGACAGAGUGUAAUGUUGAGAAUAACGGGUUUACCAGCUGUGCUUGCCUCUCUGGAUACCAGUGGAACGCCAGUGUCUGCGCCAGUCACCAUCCUUGCCGCCCCCGCUUCAAGCACCAGCCCUGCAGUUGUCUUGUCAUCGGUCCUACUGAAGCUGGGUACUGCCAGUUGCUGCCACCUGUCCCUGGGACCCUAAGCCUGAACACCUCGCUGCAGAUGCCUGGCGACACGCUGAACCUGACCCUCCUCACCAGCCAUGAGACCGCCAACCUGAACUGGUUCCUGCAGCGCACAGGGAGCCCCAGACCUGUCCUUCUGCAGCCAGGGACACAUGUGUCCCUAACCUCCAGCCAGGGUCAGGCUGUCCUCAGCAUCUUCAACAUCUCCCACAAGUGGGAAGACCAGCUCUCCAUCUCCUGUGCUACCUCCCCUGGCUUCCAGCUGAGCUGCUGCUUCCCCCGCACACACCUGAGCUACACGGCUUCCUGGAGCCCCAUAGAGGGCAGCAAAGCCUCCUUAUUCGACAAGCCAGGAGACCAGUGCCUCGUGCUGACCGUUCAGCGCUGCCCCACGGCUGAUACCACGUACACGUGUGACCUGGAGAGCCCAGGACUGACCCCUCUCAGGGUCCCUGUCUUUGUCACCAUUAUCCAGGGUGGAGACACUACUUGCCCUGAGGACUCCUCAGCUAUUGCCUGGAAUGUCACCAAGGCUGGUCAUGUGGCACAGGCCCCAUGUCCCGUGAACAGAAUGGGCGUGGUGAAGAGGACUUGUGGGCCUGAUGGGACCUGGAGGCCUUCCCGCAGCAGCUGCACAGACGUAGGGCUCCUGGCCUUGCUCCAGAGAGCCCAGCUGCUGGGGGCAGGCCAGGGCCGGCCUGCUGACGAAGUGCCACGGAUCCUGGCACAGCUGCUGGAGCGGGUGGUGCUGGUGAACUCCCCCUCUGACUUGUUGGCACUUCUGGGCACCAUGACAUUCCUGGCCAAGACAGUGGCAGAUGCCAGAAUACAACUUCACCGCAGGGCCCUGGAGGCUCUCUUGAAAACCACAGACAAGGUCCUAGACCUGGAUGCCAGUUCUUUGUGGACCCCGGCCCAGGCCCAGAAGCCCUCGGCGGGCUCAAAUCUCCUGCGGGCUGUGGAGACCCUGGCGUGCAGCCUGAGCCCACAGGCCCGCCCCUUCUCCUUCAGCUUGCCCAAUGUGCAGCUGCAGACCCAGCUCCGUGUACCCGCGUUUUCUGCUGACUACAAAGUCUCCUUCUCCACUCAGCCCCCAGUGCAGGUGCAGAUUCCCAGACGCUCGCUGACCCCACUGGGCCAUAAUGGAACCAACGUCAUUAUUACUAGCCUGGUGCUGCGAAAACUGGACCGCCUCCUGCCCUCCAACUAUGGACAAGGGCUGGGGGCCCCCCUCUAUACCACUCCUGGCCUGGUCCUUGCCAUCUCCAUCAUGGCAGGUGGCCAGACCUUUGGCCAGGGAGAAGUCAUCAUGGACUUUGGGGACACAAACAGCACCCUCCACUGUGUCUUCUGGGACCACGAUCUCUUCCAGGGCAGCGGGGGCUGGUCGGAUGAAGGGUGCCAGGUGCAGGCGGCCAGUGCCAGCCCCACCACUCGGUGCAUCUGUCGGCACCUCACUGCCUUUUCCAUCCUAAUGUCCAGACACGCUGUUCCAAAACCCCCCGCCCUGGAGCUGCUGAGUCAGAUGGGCUUGGUGGCCUCCAUUCUGGCACUGCUCGUGUGCCUGGGCGUGUACAGGCUGGUGUGGCGAGUCGUGACACGGAACAAAGUUGCCUACUUACGUCACGCAGCCCUGCUCAACAUAGCGCUCUGUCUGCUGGCUGCAGACACCUGCUUCCUGGGAGCCCCACUGCUUCCUCCAGGGCCCCAAAGCCCACUCUGCCUGGCCGCUGCCUUCCUCUGCCAUUUCCUCUACUUGGCCAGCUUUUUCUGGAUGUUGGCUCAGGCCCUGAUGUUGGCCCACCAGUUGCUCUUUGUCUUCCACCAGCUCUCCAAGCGCCAAGCACUCUCCCUGAUGGUGGUCCUCGGCUACCUGUGCCCCAUGGGGUUUGCAGGUGUUGCCCUGGUCCUCUUCCUACCCCAAGGGCAAUACCUGGGGGCGGGCGCAUGCUGGUUGGAUGGGAAGGGAGGAGCGCUCUACACCUUUGUGGGGCCAGUGCUGGCCAUUGUGGGCGUGAAUGGGCUGGUACUAGCCGUGGCUGUGCUGAAGUUGCUGAGGCCUUCGCUGUCAGAGGGACCCCAGUUGGAGAAGUGCCAAACCCUUCUGGGGGUGAUCAAAGCCCUGCUUGUUCUAACGCCCAUCUUUGGCCUCACCUGGGGACUGGGCCUGGCCACUCUGUUAGAGGACGUCUCCAUAGUCCCUCACUACAUCUUCACCAUUCUCAACACCUCCCAGGGUGUCUUCAUCUUACUGUUUGGUUGCCUCAUGGACAAGAAGGUACAAGAGGCUUUACUGAAACGAUUCUGCCAUGCCCCAACCCCCAACUCUACCAUUUCUUUGGCCACAAAUGAAACCCACAUCCUGGAACACAGCAAAGGAAGUGAAAAUGCCGGGUGA